Messenger RNA from Cryptosporidium muris RN66, 540 nucleotides. RefSeq lists its product as uncharacterized. The coding region runs from base 1 to 540 and encodes 179 amino acids. Lineage: Eukaryota; Apicomplexa; Conoidasida; Eucoccidiorida; Cryptosporidiidae. The record is from RefSeq and is a predicted model, not a curated record. The transcript has a single exon.
AUGUCAACCUAUAUAUCGCAAUUUGAGGAUAGUAAUGAAUAUAAUGAACCUGAAAUUUCAUAUAAUAACUUCAAUUCAAACCUGAAUUCUUCAAAAAUUGAACAGAUCAUUGAAAUUGUCCUAUUUAUACAGCUAAUUUUCUCAUUGAGUGUGUGCAUUGGACGUUCAGAUUACAACUUCAUUUUAUACUUAAUAGGAUAUGCAUUGUUUUGUGUGGAAUUACCACCAGUAGAUGUUAACGGAGUUAUUAGAAAAAUAACUGGGAUAAGACGUUAUCUUAUUUUAGUAAUAGUCGCUAUAAUGAUAGACGCUGCUUGGUUAUCAUUUGCAAUGUCUGCAUGGUUAUGUUCUAGUAAUAUAUCACUUGAUGUCUGUUUUGUUGAAGAUUUCCAAAUGAAUUGGGAGUUUAAGAUGCAUAAAUUCGUUAUUUGGGGAUCAAGUCUCAACUUCCUACUAAAAGGUGUCCUUGGGUUACUAUGUUGGAUGUGGAUCAAUAAUGAGAGAGUGAAACUUGAAACACUUUCUCCUAAGCAAUUUUAA